Messenger RNA from Emys orbicularis (European pond turtle), 1206 nucleotides. RefSeq names its product alpha-N-acetylgalactosaminide alpha-2,6-sialyltransferase 2-like. Gene Ontology annotation, molecular function: sialyltransferase activity. NCBI's taxonomy places the organism in Eukaryota, Metazoa, Chordata, Testudines, Emydidae. The transcript is spliced from 9 exons. The coding region runs from base 1 to 1206 and encodes 401 amino acids. The record is from RefSeq and is a predicted model, not a curated record.
AUGAUCCGCCUGCGAAGCUGGGCUCUGCGCUGGGCUCUGCUGGGUGCUGCGACCCUGGUGCUUCUGUACCAAGCCAGGACCCGCUACAGCCGCGGGAGCUCCCCAAGCUUUUCCUACAGGGAUCCUCUCGGAGCUCGCCAGCCCGGAGCCGGAGCCAUGACAGCGCAGGCACCGGUGACCCCGCUGGGCAGUAGGGCCCCCAGCGCCACGCUGCAGCCGUUCUUGGGGGACCUGUAUGGCCGGGACGAGACGUACCGGAGCUCGAGGUGCCCCAGUGGCAUCAGGAAGAGGAUUGCAAGCACCAAGUUCAGCAGCGUCUUCCUGGAGGCCAUCCCGGUGCUGCAGUGGGCCCGGCAUGCCCGGCUGGCUGAGUAUCGACGCCUGCAGAGCUACGGGGGGGCCCACGGCUGGCAGGAGGUCGGCUGGCCCGUUGUGAGGGACGCGCUGACCCGUCUCAACACGUCGGCCAACGGGCGCAUGUUCGACGCCCGCCCCGGAGCUGCUGCGGGCGUCUCCCCCUGCGUCCGCUGCGCCGUGGUGGGCAACAGUGGCAUCCUGAACGGCUCCUGGGCAGGGGCUGCGAUCGACCGGCACGACUACGUCUUCAGGGUCAACGGGGCCCUCACCAAGGGCUUCGAAAGAGACGUGGGCCACAGGACCUCCUUCUACGUCUUCUCCACUAACACCAUGAUGAACUCGCUGCAUAACUACGCCAGCGACGGCUUCCGCCAGCCACCCCAGACUCUGGAAACCAAGUACAUCUUCCUCCCGGACCACGACCGAGAUUACCUGCUGCUCCGGGCGGCCCUGACCCACCGCCCUGUCGACAGAGGCCCAGAUGAGGGUGCUCGGCCGGAGCGAUACUUCGGGAAAGACCUGCGGGCGGAGAAGUUUAAGAUGUUUCACCCGGAUUUUAUCCGCUACGUCAGGAACCGGUUCCUUCGCUCCGGCAUUUUGGACACCCCGCAGCGGAGGCUGUACCGUCCCUCCACCGGGGCAGUGAUGCUGUUGGCUGCCCUCCACACCUGCGAUGAGGUGAGCGCUUACGGGUUCAUCACCCCCGACUACCAGGCCUACUCCGAUCACUACUUCGACCUGACGCACAAGGCCCUGGUGUUCUACGCCAACCACGACCUGCAGCUGGAGAUGAGCCUGUGGCAGGAACUGCACCAGAGCCGGCUCCUCACGCUGCACAUGAGAGGCUAA